This is a messenger RNA of Spodoptera frugiperda (fall armyworm), 3119 nucleotides long. RefSeq names its product cytochrome P450 315a1, mitochondrial (gene sad). The transcript is spliced from 8 exons. Gene Ontology annotation, molecular function: iron ion binding; heme binding; oxidoreductase activity, acting on paired donors, with incorporation or reduction of molecular oxygen. Gene Ontology annotation, biological process: glucocorticoid biosynthetic process; C21-steroid hormone biosynthetic process; cellular response to peptide hormone stimulus. The record is from RefSeq and is a predicted model, not a curated record. Bases 484 to 1941 code for a protein of 485 amino acids. Gene Ontology annotation, cellular component: mitochondrial inner membrane. Lineage: Eukaryota; Metazoa; Arthropoda; Insecta; Lepidoptera; Noctuidae.
AAACUUGAUACUUAGCGCGCAGAUUUGAAAUAAUUACGUACGUUGGCAAUUCAGCUUAUUAAACAUUGAGGUGCAGAUGGAAUGCAGGAUGCAUGAGACUAAUUAAAUGAAUGAUUAUGGUAUACGUAUCAUAUUUCAGUUGCAUAUAUGUAGGUACUUUACAAAAUUAAUUAGCUAGCGUAACAUGAUGCGAUUUGCAGUUGUGUCACCUUUAACUUAUUUCUUCCCGUUAUUUAUUCAACUUGCGUCAGUAUUUGGUAUUAAAAAUGUAUUUUAAUAUUGUUGCGCUCAAACAACAUACAUAAUUCACUGACAAUUACCAAUUCAAUGAGAUUUUGCCGUAACAUAGGAAGAUCAGGUAACGGUUCCCAAUAGAUGGAUGUUCUAACUUAAUUCAGUUUGUUUGGGGACGCAGUCGGGUCAAGUCCUGAUUCCUUCCAAGAAGUGCACAUUGUGUUAUCAUUUAAACUAUAAUAAGAUAUUAUGAUUUGCAACAGAAAUAAAACUUUAUCGAAAUUCAUCAAAUUCAAAUUCAAUAAGCGUUUAUCACACGAUGCUGCUCCAGCACCCAAGUCUAUUGAAUUUAUGCCGCGUCCAAAAUCUCUGCCUCUUGUGGGAACUAAAUUGGAUUUCAUAGCUGCUGGAGGUGGUUCAAAAUUGCACGAGUAUGUCGAUAUUCGUCAUAAACAAUUAGGUUCCAUCUUUUGUGACAAAUUAGGAGGAAGUGUAGAUUUAGUAUUUGUUAGUGAUCCCGCACUAAUAAAAACACUAUUUCUAAAUCUUGAAGGAAAGUAUCCCAUACAUAUAUUACCAGAGCCAUGGGAAUUGUAUGAAAAGCUUUAUGGUUCUAAAAGAGGCUUAUUUUUCAUGAAUGGGGAGGAAUGGUUAGAAAAUCGAAGAGUUGUGAAUAAAUAUUUAUUGAAAGAAAAUUCUGAAAAAUUAUUCGAUAAUCCAGUUAAAAAUACUAUCAACCAAAUGAUACAGAAAUGGACAACUGAGGCAAAGAAGGGCUCUUAUGUGCCAAACUUAGAGAGCGAAUUUUAUCGACUAUCUAUUGAUGUGAUAAUAUCAGCAAUGCUAGGCAGUUCUACUUUCCAUAAGUUUAGCGCACACAGUGAUGCUUUAUUGACUGCAUUUGCGGAAGAAGUCAAAAAAAUAUUUCAGACCACAACGAAAUUGUAUGGCUGGCCUGUAAACAUGUGCCAGAAGCUGAAUUUAAAAGUUUGGAGGGAUUUCAAAAAUUCUGUUGAUAUAUCACUAUUCCUAGCUAACAAAAUUGUCGCGGAGAUGAUAAAUAAGAAACAACCCAAAGACGGACUGAUUAAUCUUCUUAUUGAAGAAAAUCUUAAACCAGAAAUCAUAAAAAGGAUUAUCGUCGAUUUUGUCAUCGCUGCUGGUGAUACGACGUCUUAUACCACAAUAUGGACAUUGUAUCUAUUGUCUAAGAACAAAGAUGUGAGACAGGAACUAUUUAAAAGAAAUUCUAUUAUAAACUAUGCGAUAAAGGAAUCUAUGAGAUUAUAUCCUGUUGCACCGUUUUUGACCAGGAUUCUGCCCAAAGAAUGCAUCUUCGGAGCUUACAAACUUAAAGGAGGCACUCCAAUAAUAGUUUCCAUUUAUACAUCUGGAAGAGAUGAGCAAUACUUUAGUAGAGCUACAGAAUAUCUGCCUUACCGUUGGGACCGCAAUGAUGAAAGGAGGAAACAUCUUGUGAACCAUGUGUCUUCUGCUUCAUUACCAUUUGCUCUUGGGGCCCGGUCAUGUAUAGGUAAAAAGCUAGCAAUGCUACAAAUGACAGAACUUAUAACUCAGAUGGUACAAAACUUUGAUUUUGAAUGUAUAAAUAAAGAUGAAGUUACUUCCAAAACUUCUCAGGUACUUGUACCUAGUCAAGAAAUCAAGUUAUCUUUCUCGUUGAGAAAACCGGAAUGUGCUGAAUAGACCUACAAAAUAAUAUGAUUUAUUUUUUUGUAUUAUAUGAUAGAUCACAUUCUAUGUAGUAUUAUAGUCAAGACGCUUACGACAUAACUUUAGGGGCACAAUCUCCACGGGUGAAUAUAUCGCGACGAUACCUGGUUAGGCUGGUUACACAGGGACGCGAGUGCAAAACUGCGGACACGCAGCGAUAUAGUCGUCUUGCUACUCCUUUUUUUAAUAUUUCUGUAUAAGGAGUAAGGAGUCACAUAUGACGAUACUACCGCUGCGAAACAAAAAUGACUAGAAGACCAAAAGUUGAACGCAGUCAGACAAUUUUCAAACUCAAAACAAAUGGGUAAUGUUUGUGUAUCUGACUAUAGAUUCCGAACGAUAGCAAGAAAACAUGAAUAGACAACAAUGGAUAUUACCGAUUGAUAGCUGUGUGGACUUGUGGACGAUUUAUGUGUACUUAGACAAAAACUUGGAUGAAAACUAUGUAUGAAUACCUAUAUUCCAUUCCAUUGAUACCAGCAAAACUAUCACCGUGAAGUGGCGCGUUUGCGGUACAACACGAUAUUAGUAAAAGAACUCGUGUUAAUCCUAGACCAUCCUAGAUAACUAAAGACGUUUAUCGGACACAUGGCUAUCCGUCGAAUCUUGUGAUCUUGUAUAUUGUUUACAUAUCUACAUAAAACUAUAUAAUUGUUUCGCAUUAGAAAUCACGGCGACAUACUCGCUCAUGGAGGUUUUGGAGAUGCCUUAUUUAUAGUCUUUUAACUUAUGACAAUGAUCAAUAAUGACGAAAAUAUAAGUAAAUUAUAAUUAAUAAUACGCAAUGUAUACAAGUAAAUAUAAAUUUAAUCAACAUUAAGCAGCCUAACUUUUAUUUAAUCCUAAACAUACAACAUUAAAGUAUUUGUAAUAUUGACUGUUAUAAAAAGAUAUACACUUGCAAUUUUAAUUCAUGAAUAAUUAAUUGGAUAAUGUAAUACAGUGCCCAAAAAGACGAUUUAAGAAAUUAUGUUAGUUAUUUACUUAUAUUAAUAAUAAAAUUAUGAUAUCACAAAUAUUGACUGGGUGGGUAAUUCAUUAUAUAAAUGUUUUAAAAUUUUAAAUAAAUGCAAUAACCAUAACAUGUUAAAUUUAAACCUAUGUAAAUAUCUAGCGUAAUAAAAUAUGUAUUGCUAUAAGUGGCAGUUAUA